ACCGCACGUCCUUCCUGAUUGCCACCAUCGCCUCGCCCACAGCUUGCGGGCUCCGUUUCUCCUGUCCAUCGACUGCGCUUACGACCGGCCCGCCUCUCAUCUGACGCCCUGAGCCUGCAUCUGACGCUUUGGACUUGCAUCUGACGCAACAAAACCUGCACGAACCUCUUGACGAACUCCCUCCACACUCAUCACCAUGGGCCAAACACAAUCACAGUUCAUGGAGGACAUGUCGCGGCGGUCAAACUUCACGCCGCAGGAGCUGGACCGCCUCAAGAAGCGGUUCAUGAAACUGGACAGCAACCGCUCCGGCUCAAUCGACCGCGAGGAAUUCUUGCAAAUACCACAGAUCGCGACGAACCCGCUCGCGUCGCGCAUGAUCGCGAUCUUCGAUGAAGACGGCGGCGGGACGGUUGAUUUCCAGGAAUUCGUCGGUGGCCUCAGCGCGUUCAGCAGUAGGGGAGGACGCGACGAGAAGCUGAAGUUCGCCUUCAAGGUCUACGACGUCGACCGGGACGGGUACAUAUCGAACGGCGAGCUCUUCUUGGUGCUGAAGAUGAUGGUGGGGAACAACUUGAAGGACCAACAACUGCAGCAGAUCGUCGACAAGACGAUUAUGGAGGCGGACAAGGACGGUGACGGGAAGCUCAGCUUCGAGGAGUUCGCGCUGAUGGUGUCGAAUACGGAUAUCGUCAAGCAGAUGACGUUGGAGGACUUGUUCUAAGAGAACGAUUGGCAUGUGCUCCCUCAUAUACGCUGCAUCCCGGACUUGUCCAUGUCUUGUUCAUACUCAGCCUUUGGAUCUACGGUAGCCUGUAAUGUACAUCUUUCGCCUGCGUCGUCAGGCUUUGCAUAUCUUCCAAGGGGGCCAGGAAGUACGAUCCCGUGUGUCCUUGAGCAUGUUCACC
Schizophyllum commune H4-8 is the source of this 908-nucleotide messenger RNA. Its product is annotated as EF-hand. The transcript has 8 exons. NCBI's taxonomy places the organism in Eukaryota, Fungi, Basidiomycota, Agaricomycetes, Agaricales, Schizophyllaceae. Gene Ontology annotation, molecular function: calcium-dependent protein serine/threonine phosphatase regulator activity; calcium ion binding. The record is from RefSeq and is a predicted model, not a curated record. The coding region runs from base 197 to 724 and encodes 175 amino acids.